Molecule: messenger RNA, 12466 nt
Organism: Amoebophrya sp. A120
Lineage: Eukaryota; Dinophyceae; Syndiniales; Amoebophryaceae
Source: the annotation of a GenBank genome assembly
AGAGCAGGCUGUUGAUUGAUGGUCAGCUGCCGAUCUACCCGACGAUCAUCCUCAUCCUAUACUCUGCGUGCUAGGUGGUAGCAUGUAUGUAAACGGAUUAGUCGAUGAUAUCUAAUGUCUCGACCACCGGGCUCUAGUUGGACGAAAACAAUUGGUAACGAAAGAAUCCUUCGCAUGGCAACCAAGUACUUCUACGAAGAAAUUACUGCUUCACGUAAUUUGUAAAUCGAAUUGAAUUGGAAGAAAUCGUAAGAAAUUGCAAUGUAACUACAUGAAUCUUCAGCAUCUGCACCGCUCGAGCGGCCACUACUUCUUUCCGGGGUUGGGAAGAGUCUCGGAGUAACGUACGACGGGACGUACUCUUUCAACUCCCAGGCAGAGCAGGUUUUGAAAAAAGUCGGAAAGGAGUUUGCAUUUUUACAAACCGAAAAAGGUUGGAGCAAGAAACAAAUCAAGAUGCUCAUCGAAUCUUUUGCAUUCCCAGCAGUGACAUCGGUUUCCGUAGUGACAUUUCCGUAUUUCACACAGACAGCAAAGAAGGAAAUCGCGAAAGAGUUUGCAACAAAAAUAAAACAGAAGCUAGGCAUUCCAAAGCACUGCAGCAAUUCGGUCAUGUACAAUGCCACAGGGCUGCCGCACCCGGUGGACAGUCUGCUAGUAGAGGCAUUAAUGACUUUCUACAAGGGGGCCGCGCUCGGAAUCUGGCCCUUCCACCAGGAGGAGGAAGAGGUGCCCGAUUUCAGGCCAAGCAAAGAAGUAGAGAGUGCAGCAGGCACUCAGCCCCGCCCCCCUUCACAGGUUCAGGCCCCGCCGGUAGCUGCCUCGCAGUCGUCCGGUGCGGCUUCGCAGAACGCAGCAGGAGAUGGCGACGACUUCCCCCCCGACGACAUCCCGAGCGCAGAGCGAAUCUCCUCGCUCCGCGACCCCGUAGCAGCAACAGUACUAAAAGACAAUCCGCUAUGGGCGCAUUGCGACGAAGCAUGGACGAAUCGAAUGAACAGAAUAGCACUAAAUCAAGAAUUUCAACCAAUAGCGGCAAGCGCGGCUAGCCUGCAGGUAGGCAGGCAGUUCUGGAAGGGGGUGAACAAGAUCCACGUCUUCCCAAUGAGUAAAAUUGCAAGUAGAUUCCGUCUUCGUGACCCUGCCGAAAUCAAGAAGCACAAACUGAAAAACAACACGCGGCGAAUGAUCUCGCGUUUGAUAGAGAAGGAAGCCCGGCGACACCUGACUAGAGCCGACACGAUGGCCACCUUCACCGACGGAGGGGCGAAAGGCGACAGAGGAAGCGGUGGAGGAGCAACCUGGCGCAAGGUUCUCCCGACGGCGCCACGGCCCGCGCCAGUAGUGGCCAGCUUCUGCGGAGUGGAGUCGAAGAUCCACUUCGAACUAGAGAUAAACCCGGAUUCUUUCGACGGCGAGUGCUUCGGUUUGAUGCAUCAGAUCAACGAAAUACUAGAAAAAAUACCAGCAGCAAUACUAAAAUCAAUAAGAAGACACGUCUUCUACAUCGAUUCCAACGGACUGGUGAUGGCGAUAGAAGCACUGCGCGACAAAUCCAACGUCAUGGCGAUUGACAUCGUGAAGGCCCUGGAACGUCUUGAACAAGCAUCGGCUCCGGGGGUUGAGAUCAUCCUUAACUGGUGCCCGUCGCACUUAGGGUGCUAUUUUAACGACUUUGCAGACGCAAUGGCAACAAGAGGCCUGAAGCACGUAGGAGACUCGUCACAGGGACGCAAAACCUUUGAAAAAGUCAUCACCGAAAAGCUUCUGCGGAAGAUAGUCAGUCAGAUAGUGUACAGCUGCCCAAGGGGAUACAGCAGCACCCACCCCGCCUUACUACGCAGGUCCGAAGAGCUAGGGCAGUACCAAAGUCACGAAAAACGCCCUCGCUUCAUAGAUAACGCAAUGUGUCUAGUAUGGUUAGGGGUGGGAAACCAGGGGCAGCUUGGCAUGGGAAAGACUGUACACGACGCCAGGAACCCUUCAAGCAGUUACAUGAGUUGUCCGAUCUGCGCGAAAAAAGUGACCCCAAGCACUGACCACGUUUUGUAUGAGUGCGAAGAUGUGCACUUAGUGCAAUUGCGAAAAGAACAUCUAGGCUGGCCACGACAAAAGUCGUGCGAAUCUCGCACAAGUUAUUUAAAAGAGCCGAAAAACGUGAAGAACAUUCUCAACUACUACGAAGCCGCCUCGAGACAGUGCGCGGGAAUUCUUCCCACGGGGCUAGCGAACGCGAUACGGGCGGGGCAGGAGAAGUUCAACGCGGCGGAGUUCCAGGAGGUCUUGGAGUGGCAACCCGAAAAAGCACAGACGAAAGUGCACGAGCGAGACCUAGAAAAAAUUGCGAAGUGGAUCGGCGAUCUGUAGCUCGACAGCGUCAGCAGCAUGAGAAACAGCAGAAAAAGCGGCACCGUGCAGCUUCUUCCCUUCUGUUGAUUGGCGCGGCGCCAAACACCAGACGAAAAAACCACAGCCCCGACCACCCCCAGAGCCUGUCUUCUCAUGCGCAAUUUUGCCACCGAGCCAAACCGCAGGGCAGCACCACGAGGCGCUGCAGAAAUCCCCACCCUCCCCCCCACAGUCUGGCCAUGGUGGCAAGAGAUACCUCAGGCGGCAGGGCAAGUGUGGGGCGUUAGUGCGGGAGGAGCGGAACCACACACAGUGCGUCCCCUGGGCUCUCCGGAGCCGGAAGUCAGGCACCGUGGGUGCGCCAAGUGGGAGGUGGGGAUAAAGGAGCAGCACCAGGAAGAUCGGGGGAAAAGUGAGAUGAUGUUGAGGCGUGUGUUGAGGCUGAAAUUUAGCUACAGGCACCGAGCUGCAGUGCAUAGUUAAGAAGGACGAAGAACGCGAAGACUGUCCCUACUGAGCUCGAUCGCGAGCGCAAAGCGCGGAGGGCAUCAGGGGAGAACAGUAUACAUAAAACGCAGCUGUCGCUCACCCGCUAAGCCCUUCCUAGAGCAACGAGCUUAGAUAGAAGUGCUUAGAUAAAAGUGCCACGAAAGUAUACAAAAAGCUCAAGACGUCUAAGCCCAUAAGGCUUACGCGCUAAAAUAGCCGCGUCGAGCCGUCGCAGGGGAUCCGCUCGGCUUACGAUGGCUAGUCUGAGGAGGGGUUUUCCUUAGUUCGGUUCGCCAGCAGGUAGCGUGGAAGAGCACCUGCGGGGACCUGUCGUCUUUUGUUCAGCUUUUCAGGUUCAUUCAAACAAUAGCCCGCUUUAAGCCUAAGUCUUGAUUUUUACGUGCGCGCCAAGAGCGGUACGCUCAAGACAGCAGCGGUGCUACAAGGCCACAGGUAAACCAUCCCUACGCCUUCCGGUUUGACCUUGACGAACUGACUACCAAAACUGUCCCGGAUUCACCCACGAAAGCCUUCGACGAGGGUAACGCCUCCGCAUAAUCCGCGGGUAGAUCAGACGGACCACAGAAAGGCGUUGCGAGGUGGAAACGACAUCACGAUAGCGGGAGAGCGGAUACAAGGCCUUCGUUCUACUGUGUGGCGUGCGUUGUUUACUAGUCCUGUCUAGCUUGCUAUUGUCCUGUCUAGCUUACCUGUUCCUCAGCGCUAUUGCGCUCGCUACAGCUCUGCUUGGAAAAAACAUUUUACAGUUUGGCCUCCGCUUGUGGAAGGUCGGCGAUUCGCGCCUUCUCUGCUCUGCUAGCCGCGCGCUACUCUUCAAGUUCGUGUGGGCUCCUGGUGCUGCGAUCACCGUCGGGAGCUAAAUAACAUGAGAACAUAAGGACGUCGGGUCUUUGAAGGCUAUUCAUUACAAGACCUAUUUCGAUUAAUUUUGGCUUUUUGUAGCGUUCACGCACAAGAGCUUUCUUUGAUCGAUCUAGGCCCGCCGAAGUUUUGCGUGCGGGUUUGGCCCUCUUCUACCCCUCGAAAAAAGGGGAGUCGCCUGACCCUUAUGGUCGUCCCUGCCGCCGGUGGUUGCGUGCGCGUCGCCACUCUGAUCUGAUCUGAUCUGCUAUAUAGGUUAUCUCUCUCUCUCUCUCUUUCCGAGUUACAACAAACACACAAGAUCCAUGUCAUUUUUGCCUGGUGCAGGUGGCGUUUUCCGCACCUGGUCAUCGCAGCUACCGAAGAUGAUCUUGCGAGCAAAAAAAUGCAAGAGAGGACUACAAAUGGCACAAAUGCUGAGCGCCAUGGUCCUCACGGUGACGAUACUCUAUCGUGCUUCAUCUGUUUCCGCCCUCACCAGAACCCGGAGCAGUCGGGGCGACGCCUGCAAUAUUUUCGGGAACAUGGGCGGCGGCGGUGAGGGCGGUGAAGCCAUAGUUCUCCAGCCCGGCGAGGACGAUUGUUGGAACCACUGUGAUAUGCAUUGCAAAAGCAUCGAACUAGUACAAACUGCAUUGCAAAUUUUCUCAGCAUGAAAAAUUGAAUUUGUAAUGCAUAAAGGCAAUUAGCACGAGUGCGAUACUUUUGCACAGGAUAUGCGACCACGAAAACGGUCCCUGCGCCGCGUGCGGCACCGGGGGGAUGUGCUGCCGGAUUGGCUUUGAAGGGAACGGCUGCAACGGAAGCAUCGGAGGGUCGGGGUUUCACACCUGUGUCAUCCGUACUUGAUGUUAUUUUUGAUGUUUUGUAGAUUUUGUUUUUUAGAUUUCCCUUUUGUGCCUGCUCCGUUGGCGAUCGGUCAAGCUCCGGUGGCGAUCGGUUGAGACACUAAUCGCCAGCUACCUACAAGCAGGAACAUAGAUGCGACCUGUUAAGUUGCGAGCUUGUAGCACAGCGAUGCUUGUUACUUCUUGGGACGAGAUCUUUGCAAUAAAAGCAAGCCGAAGCCUCCUGUUUUUGUGUACUUAAAUUUCAUCGAACAUCUGUACUUUCACAGCGUGGACCGCGGGCCAAUUGGUCCGGGUGCGGGAUGUCCCAUCCGCGCCCGCGAAUCUUGUCGGCCGCUACGGAACCGUCGUGGACGAGGACGACAUUUCCUUUGCGGAUAGCGCCGAUUUCAAAAUCAUCCAGUUGCAAGAAGACAGCAAUGUUGGGGAGGACGAGAGGAAGGGCAUGGAAAACGAAAGAGCCAGGUCCCUCGCGCCCGCCAGCAGCGGAGACAUGAUCAGUGGUACAGCUGAGCUGCAAGUACAAGACCAGAACUCGUUUACAGGAGGUCCUGAGCAGUAUCACCAACCGCAUGUGACUCUGCACGUCGACGCACUUGCUCCGCUGGUGAAAACAAGUAACAAAGAGAGGGUUCCGAUACCGCAGCAAAUCGCGAUUUCAGUCGACAAGGUUUUGUUCUACAACUCGCCGAGUGGUAGUGCUGGUACACCUACUUUGGGAGUUGGACGACCGGGGAGCAGUUCUUCUUUAUCUUCGAAGGUGAAUUUUUUAUCCAGCAACACCCUGCAGAAGUCCGGAAAAGUGACCUACGUGACCGAACUACCGGCGUCGAGCAACAAGAAGUUCGAGAAACAAAAAGGGCGGGAAGAAGUAGCGGGCCACGCUCGACGCGACGAGGUAGUGGUAGACGACCCGUUCUCAGACCCGCAGGUGGUGACUUAUGGCGUUCUCAAACGUUACGCUCUCAGCUGUUGCAUGAAUUUGUAACGCAAGAACAGCUAUAGCCGAAGAGGCAAGCUUGCUGCUUUCGCAUCACAGAGCUGGCACAGAUUUACGCCCUGUUUAGCCCUUCGGAGAUUUGUCAUGCGUAGCCGCUUGAUCAUCUGGCGGCUUGAGGUAGUUUUGCAUGACAAAUUCAUCCCCCAGCUCGCCCAAGCCAGUAGCAACAAGCUCAAUCGAGUCUUGUUCCCCAAGCACAAUAGAUGCGAGAAAGGGGCGCGCAAUAGAUGCGAGCUCAAGGCUUGGCAGCGCUGGGGGAGAUGGUGUGGGCCACGACGCGGGAGCUUUCCCGCCGUGGAAUCGACAAUGGGCCUGGCAUUGACGUUUUGCGCUUCUAUGUUAGCUGCGCAGCGGCUCCAUCGUCCGUCACGUCCGCGCCUCGUUUGGAUCGUGAGGUCAAGAUGUGCAGCUCCGUCGAUUCAUUCUCAGCUGCAACCUUUACACUAGCCUUUGCCUGGCUCUCAGGUGCUUGGCUUUCAAAAGAUAAAGGCUCUGCCAUAUGCUUACCGGAAUUUCCUAAACCGCAUCGCAGGCUGGUUUCGUGCCUGCGGUGUCCGUAAGAUUCCGAAUAGUAUCUACUUUGUACGCAUGGGACCAGCUGCAGGCUGCUGCUUCCUCAUAGCAGUUAGCCUGGUCGGUCCCUGCGCAGUUUGUGAGCGCUAUAAGUUGGAUCGUUGGCGAACGUUAAACGUAUGUUGGCGAUAAGUUGGACUGGUGGCGAAAGUAAGGUAAAGUUGGCGUGUAGGAUGAUGUGCCCGAGCGUGAUGGCGAUGGCUUCGGUCCGCCUGAUUCCACGACCUGGUGGCCGAACCAUCUGCGGUGAGGUGCCCUUACAGGUUGUGUAGUGGUUUCGGUCGGUUUAGCAUGACAAAUUCAUGUAACAGCUGAGAGUGUAACGUUUGAGAGUCCCAUAUGACUUUCAAGGGGAUUGCGUACGGACAGGCGGAGGUCUGGGAGGCCCCGAAACCGCCGAGGGCGGAUCAGCUUGGACAGCCGGUAGUUGUGGCACAGCCCGCAGCUUUUGUGGUCCCAGGAGCUGAUGCGCCACCUGCUGGAGCCGCUAGUACCGGGGCGGCGAGUGCCGGAGCGGCAACCAGCACGGUCGUGUCUACGCAGCGACAAGUUGCAUCUCCGCCGUCGAAUUCGCUUCCGAAGAACACCCGGCGCCGAGUGCCGAUGAAGAAGAACGCGAAUAGUGGGCAACUGCAGGGAGAGGAUAAAGAUGACGCAACUUCGAUGAGAUUGUCCGCUUUCCGCCCGGAGGACCAACACGCACUGUCCUCAGGAGCUCCUGCAGCGCAAGGAUCGUCAUUUGUGGCAGUCGUACAACCACCUCCACCCUCCCCUUCCAACUUUCGAUUUUUCGCGAUUGAGUCUCGAUCCGGGUGCCAAAACGGCGAGUUGCACCGGAACCCGGACCAGGCCUCGAGCCGAAAUUGCCUGCGCCUCGACAUCACUAUGCCGGUCAGGAGGGCGUUGGAACUGCAGGCGAAGCAACAAGGGCAGGGAACAAAGAUUGGAACUGCAGUCCAAUCUUCUACAGCUUCCGCCGCGGGCACGUCUUCUACUACUGCGACUCAGACAUCAUCGCCGCACCAAAAACUUCUGCAGCCACCCGUCAAAGGAGCCCCUGCUGCUGGCGGAACCGCGACAAGCACGACGAGUACUUCUACCUCAGCGCAGCACACGAAGAAAAUGCCCGUUUUCGUGUACUUCGCGGGCUCUUGUUUUGCGGACGGGAGCCAAACCGACGGGAAGCAGUUUUUGAAGAAUCUCCUCCAGUAUUCGAGGGAGGAAUUUCUCUUUGUCUCGUUGCAAAUCCGCGCCGGAACGCUAGGACACGCGGCCAGCACUGGGCUUGUGUACAGCGGUACUACAACUGGUGCCGUUGCAGCAGGCGACCCGUUAUGAACUGCAAAAGUAUCGUACUCGUAUAAAUGCAUUACAAAUUUCAUCAGCAUGAGAAAUUUGUAAUGCAGAUUUGCCUUAGGAACAAGAUUUGUAAUGCAAGACUUGCAUUAGCAUUUAUACGAGUACGAUACUUUUGCACAGCAUACCCGUAUCAUCAGAAGGAGAAAGACGCCGACUACGCCAACUGGUCUCUGCUGGAUUCGCGCCUGGCCCUGCAGUGGAUUCAGCGACACAUCCACCACUUCGGGGGGGACAAGACCCGUGUGACGCUGUUCGGGCAGUCCUCGGGGGCUUGCAUGGCCUCCGCGCAUUUUGUCUCGCCGAAGAGCUUCGACCUAUUUUCCAACGUAAUUGCGAGUAGUGGGGGCUUUAACGGGUGGUGCACGGCGGGGCUGGAUGUGGCAGAGGACCAAUUUGAAAGUUUGUAUGUGCAGGCGACCAAAUAUUUGAAACAGGAACCGGAAUGCUUGCAGCUUGGAGGUACUAGUAGCAGCGGCGUUCUUCCUGCGGGCGCUGGCGCUGGACAUCUCGGAACUGCUGCGGGAGGUGGACCUGCCACCGCGUGGCCACAGAGCCGUGCUGCGGGCAGUUUGCCCUUGUUUCGAGACCCAUCUUUGCAACAUCUCCAGCAAGAAUUUUCUGGAUCAUUGUCUCCAGGUGGUGGAAUUACGACGAAACCGCCCACUGCCGCGAACUCGCCAAAAGUUCCUGCGCUGAAGAGAAGCAAACUCGGGAACAGCCGGCAGGAUCUACAACUGGCAAAGGAAAGUGAAAGUAGUGACAAAGACCGCAAAGGUGGACCGCCAUCGCGAGCUGCUGGAACAAACAACUCGUCCUCGUCGUUCCAUGAUAUUCGCAAGAACUCCGAGAAGCAGACUUGCAUGGCUGCGUGGUUGAAACAGCAGGUGCACACACACAAAACGCUGUCCGAGUACGAUCUGGCCGGUUUCCCGGUUCCGUCGCCCUGCUUUUCCGGCUGUGAUUCGAGCUUGAUUGUGGACAAAAAACAGAUCCUCGCGUCCAUGCCCGAGAUCUUGAAGUACGGCACGGCCGGGGUGCACUUCGCACAGAAACCCGUGUUGCACGGCUACACGCGGGAUGACGGCUUGGACUUCAUGGGAGAGGCAAAGGUCGAGGUGCCGGUAACGGUUGCACCACCACUAACCGGAGGUGGGAGUGACGCGGGAGCCGCGCAUUCUGAAUAUGGACAGCAGCAGCAGCUGCUGCAACACGAGGCCGAUCGUAUUCUGAACAUGGACAUUGACGGCGAGGAACAUCAAGGCCACGAUGGAACAGCAUCAGGGAUGCAGCGCUCGACGUCGACCUCCUCUGCGUCUUCUAGCGUCGCAGAAGGUGGUACUUUGAGCGGCGGAUCGGGUGGAGACGAAACGAGCAAUGGGACGGGCAGUGGGACUGGUACUGCGACCACGAGUCGAGCUUCUUCUUCGUCCGGCGAUGUCCAGAUGAUAGCUCCAGAUGAAGAACACGUCGAACAAGGGACCACCGCAACCGUGGGUCGUGAUGGUGUAGUUUCUUCCAACAUGCAGCCAAAUUAUGGCUUCAAGAACAAAUCUGGAACUAAAACGAAACGCAAAACGCUGAGCUGGCGCAGGCUUUUGACCAGUCGCGAGGCGUUCCUGAAGUAUCUGAAAUGGGCCUUCUACGUGCCGGGAGGUGUGGUGGAAGCGGAUCAGGUCCUUGAAAAAAGGAAGACCUCACCGGCGAGGACCGAGGUGGCAAGAAAUCAAGGAAAUUUUCAAAGCCUAGAACCGUGGUCAACAUCGGCAUCAAGUCCUCCAGCCAAAGGCGGAUUUACGAAGAGGACACACGAAGAACGUCCGGAACUUGAUGCUCGCGAAGAUCAAGAUUCCUGGUUCUUCGAUUUCAGUCAACAGCUCGCGGACGCGUACGCGCCCGCGGAAAGUGAUACCCUUCGGGAUGCGGAACAGGACCGCGCAGCUGCUGCUGCGUCCAACAAGGGUGGAAUGCUAGUACAGCCGUUCUCAAUUCUCUACAACAACCUCAACGCCAGUGGUCCGAACGGAGGUGCUGGCUGUUGCGCUGUGAAUCUGUUGAACGACCUGCGAGAGUUCGGCCGGGGUGCCUACCAAGCGGUGUGGUCCCGGAUCCGAGACUCCUGGGCCGGCCAGGCGAGUGGUCGGCUGCUGCGGCGAGGGUCUUCCUCCUUUCAACUGUUGGAGGCAGGAGGAGGCGAGGAUGGAGUGGCUGCGUCAGCUGGUCGACGUGGUGCACCAGCUGGGGAAGCAAGUGACCAUCUGGAUUUAGUACAGCAAACAGGGGCCGCCGCGGCUGGAGGUGAACUACAUCAAGACCAGGAUGUUGUGAUGGAUGAUCGAGAACCAGAACAAGGCGAUGACCUCCACGACCAAGAUGUUAUUGAACAAGCUGGUUCACCCAGUACUUCUUAUUUCAAUUACCUCUCGCACCCGAAAUCGCAGUCUAAGCCGACGCUGCCGAUUACGGACGAGAAGUCCCCCUUCAAGAAGCACAAGUCGUGGUUUUUCGCCACUGAGCGGGCCUUCACCUCUUGGGAGUACACCUGUCCGACGGAAUUUGCGAGCGACGUUCUGGCGGAGAAGGGGAUUCCAGUUUACGAGUACGGGUAUGUGGACGAUAACGACGACGAAAAUUAUCUCCCUUUAGUCCCGCACGGCUGGGAAAGUUGGCCUUUGUUCGCGAAACAUACAGAGGUGAAAAGAACUUCUAGUUCAACAUUCUGUGCUGGUGACCACGACCGAGUUCUUAGAAUCGGCAGUAAGACCUCUGUGUCUGUGUCGAUGAAGAAGAAAAACGAGAUGGCGACCUUGGCGAGUCAGAUGGCGCGGUACUGGGCCAACUUCGCGAUUUUUGGGAAUCCGAAUGGACUGGGAAGAACUUCAGCAGCUGCCGGAACUGCUGCUGGUGGACCACUGGACGAGUCACGACACGAAGGCCCAAUGCAAAGACCAAUUCCACAAGCCGCAGCACAGCUAGGAAGGGUGGGAGGUGGAACUGCUGCAACAACUUCUUCCACAACAGUAAACCACAACGACGGGCUGUUCACAGAUUUUGGGUUUCUUAUGAAAAAAAAAGAACUGGAAUCGGCGCUCUUGCAGGAAUAUCGCAGGUUGAAAGAAACAUUGGCAAUGUCGGAACAAAGUAGUACCUCGACAGAGCCAUCCCAAUCCUCUUUUACUGUCGGCGCGGUUUCACCAUCGGGGAUGAGUCGGAGUGCUGGAGUGGAGGAAGCAGCUUCUGUCGAAAAAUCUGUGCAGGGACGUCUGCAAAAAACACGGGUCGUGUCCUCGGUAUCGAAAGUAGUGGAGCAGCAGAAAGUUAAGAAUCGCCUGAUGGUGAUGAAACGCUUUCUAGCCCCGGAAGAUGUGGCCAGAUUGGAACAAGAAGGUGAGAUUUCCUGCUCCCCAACCUUGCAGCUGACAGGGGGGAAGAUGUUAACAGGAACGGAAACAUCGAGCCCGUUUCACGGGUAUCAGGUGCAAUUCCAAUCAUCUCCUGCUGGAACCACAACUAUCUCGCCGAGAGCGUCGAACAAAGGGAAGAAGCUGGCUGCUCCUUCAGAACUAGCGCAGCAAGGGCGUUGUGCGCAAAACAGUAGCGGUGCUCCACCUCCGACGAGCUUACCGACUGGGAAAAUAAAGAAAGCGGGACUGCUGAUGUCCCCUGGUGCCGACUACACCACGACAAACACCCGCGCUAGUAUGGAAGCGUCAGGUUAUUUGAAAUCGACAAAGUUGCUAUGAUUUGCCAUGCAUAAAACGGAUACCAGUUGGAUACCCAAUUUUCAAGCGGUGCAUGACAAAUUUUCCGAGCACCAGAACUCAAUUUGUCAUGCUGUUUGUGCACAGACGACUGCUUUUGUCAUGCUCCUUUAGCAGCUCUACUUCAAGCCCUAAACUGGCUGACGCUCGGCCUCACUUGCCAUCCCGGCAAGACAGACACUUCAUGCCUUGCAUUUUAUGCAUGGCAAAUCAUUUCAACUUUGACGAUUUCAAACCUGACGCUUCCAUAGCUAGCAACGCGAGCACGGCUGUUCCGGAUGAGGACUCGUGUGCUGAAGGCUCUUCGCGGAGUUCUAUCGGGAGCUUCGGUUUUGCGGCGUUGCGGCUCGAAGAUGAUAGCACAACGAGGUUUUCAUCAGUGGAUGAAAGUAGUACAAGGAAGAAGACACGAACUUCUGGUCUCGUUCUUACGUCCACCGCGAAGGACGGGCAGACCGGCAAGCAUGAGGAACCAUUGAUAUUACACCCAGAACUUCUGCCGCCGCUGCCCCACUGGCCCCGGUUUGAGUCGAAAGAAGAUCCUUUCGGGUUUUCGCUCGCCCGCGGGGAGCAGUACAUGGGACUGAAUCAGCGACUGGACACGCAGGCGCAGUGCGGGUUGUGGAAAGAAAAUUGGGCGGAGCUGUUUGUUUGCCUGAAAACCAACGACAGGCUUUGGUCAAUGGGGGAGAACUAGGUAGUUGGAAGACGAAACAACAACGACGAAAGUGGAGGGGAUGAAAGACAAAAUAUGAUGAUUGCUCGAAGAUCAAAAAGGAAAAGGAGGUCGAGAAUACAGGUACUCUUACUCUAUACUUGUGUGAAAAUUUCACAAAUUAAUACAGCACGACAUCAAAUGUAGAUGUCUGCGCCACACAACGCAUUUAAUGACUUGCAAGGAUGUGCGAGUGUCUAUCUCUAUGCCUAUGGCUAUUCUCAAUACGAUGAUCUUCAAUUUUUGGAUAUGCAUUUACGUCAACAGCGCCUAAUCAUCGACGGGGUAGCUGCAAUUUUGAACAACGAGGAACUUGAGCCUGACAUCGAUGCAAGAAGUUGACUCUUCACAACCGGCUCAUUCUCAUUUCACUUUCAGUACUUAGAAGACAGGCUGAAGUUUUUGGAUACGAUAGAAGACGGCUUCUGCAUGUGUAUGCGAUGCCAAAAAGUUGUCCGCGAUUCUCAGAAUCCUGUGUACUGCACCAGCUUAU